Messenger RNA from Menidia menidia (Atlantic silverside), 2816 nucleotides. Lineage: Eukaryota; Metazoa; Chordata; Actinopteri; Atheriniformes; Atherinopsidae. The record is from the annotation of a GenBank genome assembly.
CAUAGGGUUCCUCUGAUGGAUCAGCCUCAUUAGGCUUUCAUUACAGAGUUGAGAAAAAAUUUGCAUCUGGAUUAAUUAUUCAAAGGCUGUGCGUGAUGUUUCUUGAAAGCUUACCUCUGCUUACUGUGUCUUUAAAGUCGCGUGGAGGGGAGCCUAUACUAAAGAAAGGAGGGGGCUGCUGUGCGCCAGUUGGAGGUGUCUGCCUGUCGCUGCGGCUUGGGGCUGACAUUAAGUAGAGCGCGUUCAUGCUUCACUUGGGAUGUACAUCGCAAUUUGAAGGCGUUGGAAUCGCAGGCGAUCAAGGCAAAUGCUCACCGGACGGGAUCUUAAUGGAUGGACGGGGAAAUCCUGCAGUCGCUUUUAAGUUGUCAGCCGAGGCGAUACAUUUCUGGAUAUAAUGGGGAAUACAGCACCUAAGCCGUUAAUAGAUGCAAAUCUGCAACCCCGCCCGGUGGCUAGCAGGCAGUACUACACCGCGCCCAACAGCGGGGCAGGUAUUGAGAGGAGGACAUCCGCUCCCCCCGUCAGCAUCAACGUCGAGUCCCCGCGCUUUCACCCCCACGCCAAAGGAAAGAACAUCAGGCUGGACGGACAGUUGCGCCGCGCCACUCGCAAGAACAGCUUCUGUAACGGCAUCACGUUCAGCCACCGGCCCGUUCACCUUUACGAAAAGGUGCGUUUGCGCUUGUCCGGUGUGCACACCGGCUGGAGUGGAGCUCUGCGCUUCGGCUUCACCAGUCUGGAUCCCAGCGAACUGGUCACCGCAGACAUCCCCAAGUACGCCUGUCCAGACCUGGUGACACGGCCGGGCUACUGGGCCAAAGCCCUGCCUGAGCGACUGGCCGUGAAGGACAACGUCUUGUCAUUCUGGGCUGAUCGCCACGGGAGAGUUUUCUACAGCAUCAAUGAUGGAGAGCCCAUUCUCUUCCACUGUGGGCUCAGCAUCGGCUGUCCUCUUUGGGCCAUCAUAGACAUCUAUGGCAUCACUCAGGAGGUCACGCUGCUCGACAGCACGUUUGCUGAUAGCGUGGGCUCCAGCUGCCUGAGUGCGGCCCGUCUGAGUGCCUAUCUGCCCCAGAGCAGCCACGAUUCAGCCAAUUACAGCAACAAUCAGCUGGAAAACAAUCAGGCCGCCGCCAAGAUGGCCAACCUGCAGCUCAACAACUACACUCAGCUCAUCCCCUGCUGCUCCUCCACCUCUACCUUCUCCACGUCAUCCUCAUCCGUCUCCGCUGCAUUCCCAAGGGUGGCCCGGGGCCUUCCCUCUCUGCUGGACAAUGACUUGCACUUUCAUCCGGUCCGUGGCUCCGAUGUGAUUCUGUCUGCGGACCGCUCCGCCGCCUGCAUCCAUUUCCUGGACAGCAGUCGGACUCUGGUGUUCAGCGACCGGCCGCUGCACGUGGGUGAGACUUUGUACGUGGAGGUGGGCCACCUGGGCCUGCCGUACUUUGGUGCCAUGUCCUUCGGCCUGACCUCCUGCGACCCCGCCUGUCUGCACGCCGGAGACCUGCCCGCCGACCCCGAAGUUCUCCUGGACCGCAAGGAGUACUGGGUGGUGCACCGGGGAUUCCCCAUGCCUUGCUCUGGCGACGUGCUUAGCUUCAGCCUGCUGUCCAACGGGGAGGUGCACCACGGGGUGAACGGAGUGGGACGUGGCAGGCUGCUGUGUGUGGACUCCUCCCAGGUUCUGUGGGCCUUUUUCACCCUGCACGGAGCUAUCAACAGACUCAGGAUACUCGGAACUCUGCAGUCCAGUCCUCCCCCCACAUCUCCCACCACCUCUCAAAGCAGCAGCCCAGAUGACAGUGACUCAGACCUAGUGUUCAGUGUCAACAGAUCCUCCUCUGCCUCUGAAUCCUCUCUUGUGACUGCGCCCAGUUCCCCCCUCAGCCCUCCCACCUCUCCCUGCCUGUCCACCUCAGAGCCGCCCUCUGCUGGCAAAAACGGGGAAUGCACCAUCUGCUUUGAUCAGGAGGUGGACACCGUCAUCUACACCUGCGGACACAUGUGUCUGUGCAACGAGUGCGGCCUGCGGCUGAAGAGGCAGACCAACGCCUGCUGCCCCAUAUGCAGGAGGCCCAUCAAAGAUGUCAUCAAGACGUACCGGCCAUGAUGGCACAGAUGUUUAAACAGGUGCGGCGGGCUCCUCAUCAGGACCUGGUCACCUGUUGAUCCUUCUCAGGCUUUGCUGGACAUCAUUCGUGAUCCCAACCGGAGAUUAGCCACACCCGUAGAUUGCUGUGCCUCUUUCCUUUUUUCCAUUUUAUAUGGGCAAAUCCUAUCCGGAGACUGACUAACUUUGUAAUCACUACCAAGAUGAAGCUCAUCUUUAUACAUAAACUGCACACAAGAGCACCUGUACUUUGGCUAAGCAGGGUGUGAUGUAACGUGCUCCUUUUUUUUAUAUUUUCCAUGUGAUGUCGUCCAUGUCAUGUGCAUUUGUUGAGCAGAAAGGCCUGCUGUGAAUAUUUUUGUCUGUAACGUCAUUGUUCUAGAUUUCCUUGUGCUUUGGCAGAAAAUGUGGACCAUGGUCUCUGACUUAUAGUGCCUUAGAAUUUCAUCAACAUUAUUUGUCCAAGUAAUUAUGCUAACAAUCCUAGCCAUAUUUUAAUGUACUUUAAUGAAAGUUGGUGAUAAAUAAGGGACAAUGAUGAUACAUUUAUGCAAUAAUAGUUGUAAUGGUAAGUAGAAAGAAGGAUUUAGCUGUAUGUAAGCCUGUCCAAUGCUGUGUUUUAGGUGUGAUGGGAAAGUUUGUUUGAAAAAGGAAGUAUCUGGUUUUGCACAUUGAGAGUUUAAUAAAUGUGGUCUGAAUAAGA